GAGAGACUGAGCAGAGGCGGGAAAUGGCGCCUGGUAACACAACGGUGUGUCAUUUCAGAGACGGCCCUUGACUAGACACAGUAAAAGUCGGAUCAGAUCUCGUCAACAACCGCUGCCUCAGCUGUGAUGCUUGGUCGACCGUGAGUCGUUAUCCUCGGAUACUGCGGAUCACUGUGAACCUUACAUGUGACUGCUCAAACAAUGAGGCUGAGAAUGCGUAAGGCGUCUCAGCAACCGAACCCCAGCGCGGCAAGCCGUCCAUCCCGGACCAAGCGGAGGCAUUCAGAAGUAGAAGAAGACGCUCCAUCCAGUGGAGGGAGGGGCUUGUUCUCCACCAUCAAAAAGUUAAUCAGAGGAAAUGCUGUUAAGGUGGAGCAGGAAGCCCCAGCAAAGAAGACGCGCCUCCACUGCGAUGUGGAUAACAACUUGAUCACCUCUACACCCACAAACACCAACACCCCUCGCAGGACUAUCAGUAGGGGUGGAAGGAGAGGCUCCAUCAAUGGGCAAGCGACAAAUCACAACAGAAGUAAGGAAAAGCCCAAUGGCAGUCUGGAGGAGACAAAGGCAGUUGAGUUGCCCACCAGCCCUCCUAGGACCUCCCUCCUUGGGACCAUCUUCUCCCCCGUUUUUAACUUCUUCUCACCAGCUAAAAAUGCCUCCUCUGGCUCAGACUCUCCAGACCAGGCGUUGGAGGCGGAGGAGAUCGUCAAGCAGCUGGACAUAGAGCAAGCUGUGGAGAUGCCCACCAGUACAGCCACAUCCACGCAGGAACUGUGUGCCACCACUAACUUCUACUCUAGUGUAUCACAGCUGCCACCUCUGCGGCCUCCACACAUCCCCGAGGCAUCUCCUACAGUCGAGGAGGGAGAGCUGGAUGCUGACGCUGACCUCCCACCUCUCACAGCCCCAGGCUCCAGUCCUGAUAUGGCAUAUGUGGAAGCUCCUCCCACCGCUGUACCACCGGAGGCAACCUAUGAGGAAGAGUGGGAGGUGUUUGACCCGUAUUUCUUCAUUAAGCACGUUCCUCCACUGACUGAAGAGCAGCUCACCCGUAAGCCAGCCUUACCACUGAAGACACGCAGUACACCGGAAUUCUCUCUGGUCCUAGACCUGGAUGAAACAUUGGUCCACUGCAGUUUAAAUGAACUGGAGGACGCAGCACUUACUUUUCCUGUUCUCUUUCAGGAUGUCAUUUACCAGGUGUAUGUGCGUCUGAGGCCGUUCUUUAGAGAGUUUCUGGAACGCAUGUCUCAAAUCUAUGAGAUCAUCCUAUUUACAGCCUCUAAAAAGGUGUAUGCAGACAAACUGCUCAACAUCUUGGAUCCUAAAAAGCAGCUAGUGAGACACAGGUUGUUUCGGGAGCAUUGUGUCUGUGUCCAAGGGAACUACAUCAAGGACCUCAACAUCUUGGGCAGAGACCUGUCAAAGACCAUCAUUAUCGACAAUUCACCACAAGCCUUCGCAUAUCAGUUGUCCAAUGGGAUUCCCAUAGAGAGUUGGUUCAUGGACAAGAACGACAAUGAGCUGCUGAAGCUGGUGCCCUUCCUGGAGAAGUUGGUUGAGAUGAACGAGGAUGUGCGGCCGCACGUUCGGGAGCGAUUCCGCCUUCACGACCUCUUGCCCCCCGAUUGAACUUGACCAAAGACUCUGAGUGGGACAACAUGGAAAGACUUUAAAAAAAAAAAAAAAAAAAAAAAAUCAACAUGUGUGUAAAAAGCCCCCUGUUUGGAUUACAAACAACAACAUUGCCAGUGCUGUUUUAAAAUUUUAGCCUCCCCCCUUUUGUUUUUGUUUCUUUUUAAAGACACCAUUGUUUUUUGAAGAAAAGAGAAACAUUUUUAAAGAUCUGGGCGACAUUUUCUAAAAACCUAAAUAUAAAGAUGACAUUACACAUGCUACGAACAAGCCCAGGUAGACUCCUCCUUUUUCUUUUUUUGAAUGACUCUGCAGCCGUGGAGCCGGAUGUUGUCUCCACGUUAGAUUCACAAGUCUUGGUGCUGGUUUUAGCGGAUAUGAAAAAGCCGCCUGCUGAAGAGGAUCUCCACUCAUCCCCGCCGUGUCCCUGAACCCCUGAGCGUUAAUCAACUCCUGGUGCUCACGCUGUUGACACUGACGAAUAAUGACACUCUGUGGCUACAGACCAUUUUCAGUGGGAAUGACUGGCCUGUAAAUCAACCUGUGCAUGUGUGUUGGUUUACUCCCGGCCACACACACACACACUCAGUCACUGAUUUCAUGUUUUGGCAAACCUACAAAUCUGUAGCUUUUAUGCAUUCCUCUGUAGCUGAGUCUAAGCUUCUAUUGUUGGUUGCAGUUUUUUUUCGUCUGUUAAAACUGGUGUUUAGUUGUUUUUUUAUUGUUAAGGAGCAUUUUACAGUGUUUUCUGUUUUGUAUGAUAUGAAAUUUUAAAAGGGGUCAUGUACCUUUUUAUCGUUAGCUUAUUUCCCCCAUUAGGAGAAGACGGUUGAAUAUUAAGUCCACUGCAAAGUCAGAUUCAAUCUGGGACUUUUACGUAUGUUUUGUUGUUGUUGUAACAGAUGGAGGUUUAAGUCUGUGUGUGGUGGACACAACUUGGCUCUCUAAUUGAAACGUUAGGAUUAAGACUCUCGUUACCUGUAAAUCUACAUAUUGUAAAUGUCUGAGGGCAUUCGUUUUCAAUCCGAUGUGUCGACGUCAAACCUUUUCUUUGAAAUUAUGUUUGAUUUGUUUUUUUGUCAUUUGUCUAUAAUCAGUAUUGUCUUUUGCUCCUAAUCAAGUAUUCUGGAUGAAUCAGAGUUGUGUUGUUUUUUUGUUGUUGUUGUUAUGGUGUGUAAUUUGAUGGCUAUAUCGGUAGCAUUAUGACUAAUGUAGCACAUCCUCUGCCAGUGUGUCACGAAGUCUACCCAUGGUAGAAAUCUCUGACCAAGAACUUGUACCAGCCGUCCCUGGCACCAGCAACAUACUGUUUUGACCCCCCCGUCUGUCCGUUUCAUACUUUUUUAGCCUUUUUUUUUUUAAAGCACAGAUUUUAAGAAUUGUAACCAUGAACGUGUUUCCGCCUGAACACAAGCCAAACUGACACUGAACUCCAUUGUUUCGACUUUAUUUAUUUUAUAGAGCGACUAACGGUCUGUGGUUGACGGACAGACGGGUGUCUUGUGUCAGUCACCUGCCUUCCAUUAAAAAAAGUCACCUGUCAUGGCCCAAACCUUUGACAGUCAAAUUUAGGCAUGCAUUUGUUGAAUUUCUUACAGUCCUUGUUUGGGUUUGUGUUGGUUGCCUGUACAGUGCCAUACAAUCCUGCCCCCCCCCCAGAAAAAUGCUUAAACAGAAGAGACAAUCAGACCUCAAAGCUUAGCAGAUACUGAAUCCUGGAGAAUCCCAACCUUCCCUUGUCUUUUUUUUGUUUUGUUUUUUUAAAGGUGUGCAGUAUGUGUUGUUGUACUGUGGUUUCAUUGCGUUACAAAGUGGAAGUUCGGGGGAAAAAAAACAUUUGCCAGUUGACUCCUCCUGUGCCCCCCCCCCCCCCAAAAAAAACAAAACACCGAGGCGCUCGCGGCUUCUGCUUCCUGCCCGUCUUUGCUUUUCCUCUGCGGAAGUCCAGACAAAAAAGGAAAAAAAAAAAAUUGUGUUCAAAGUUGUUACAGGGCACAGUGUUGUUAACUGUGCUGUGAUGUCAUGAGUACACGUCCAGACGAUGAAUGUAAAUUGUACAUGAGGUGAAGUUUUUAAGUGUCUUUCUGAAUUCCAUGUUGUGAGGCCGAGGGGAGUCGCUCUUCACGCGCCGAAGAGGAGGCAAGAACAAUGUUGCAUGGACGAGGAAACAUGUCUUGAGAUCCCCACCCUUAUCUCCCCGCCCCCCGUGACCGCCCACCAUCCCGACUGCCAUCUUUUAGUAUGCAAGCCUCACCUGGAGUGUGUGUGUGUGUGUGAGAGAGGAUGUAGUGUGAGUGUGUUCUAGUCUCCUCCGUGAGCUGCGAUCGUCUGCGACGGCGACAGUCGCGGCUUAAAACUUUUUAAAUCCCAGCUCAUUUUUAUGUGCAUUACCAGUUUAUUGUACACUUGAGUGUUGUACAAUACAUGCAGCUUCAUGUUUUAAAAAAAGUCCUUAAAAUAAGGAAAAAAUCUUUUGUAUUUUUGAUUUCAAAUGGCAUGUCAUAUCUACUUUUUAAAUGUAUUAAUGAAGAUUUAACUUUACAUCAGAUGGAGUGUUUUUUUGUUUUUGUUUUUGUUUUUUUCUUACAAGUAUCUGUAUGUUUAGUUUAGCGCUGUCACUCAACUGUUCAACUUAGCAUGUAGAAAAUACAGCUUGCUUUGUAGGGAAGUCCUGAAUUAAAUUUUUAAUCGUGGCACUUUUUCUGCAGAAGAAAAG
Solea solea (common sole) is the source of this 4354-nucleotide messenger RNA. RefSeq names its product CTD (carboxy-terminal domain, RNA polymerase II, polypeptide A) small phosphatase like 2b (gene ctdspl2b). The transcript is spliced from 13 exons. Lineage: Eukaryota; Metazoa; Chordata; Actinopteri; Pleuronectiformes; Soleidae. Bases 202 to 1635 code for a protein of 477 amino acids. Gene Ontology annotation, molecular function: phosphoprotein phosphatase activity. The record is from RefSeq and is a predicted model, not a curated record.